Agelaius phoeniceus (red-winged blackbird) is the source of this 663-nucleotide messenger RNA. RefSeq names its product coiled-coil domain containing 195 (gene CCDC195). The record is from RefSeq and is a predicted model, not a curated record. Lineage: Eukaryota; Metazoa; Chordata; Aves; Passeriformes; Icteridae.
AUGGAGGGGAACCCGCACCUGCUGCAGCUCAUCCGCAAGAUGCGCUCCCAAAUCAACAAGCUAGAGAGGGAAAACAGGGCCCUGAAGGGAGAGCUGCGGGGCUGCGGGCACGCAGCGCUGCCGGCACCGGGAGAUGCGAGCGGCCGUGCGGGGAGAUGGGAGCCCGCCCGUGGGGCCGAGGGACCGGCGGCAUCCUCAGCAUCCUCGGCAUCCUCAGCAUCCCUGCAGGGAGGCGCCGCGGCCGCCCCAGCGCCCAGGGAGCAGACAGAUACUGCCAUGACUGUGAGACGCUACCCCACUGCCUCCCCAGCUCCUGCUCCUUCCAGCACCAGGUGCCACUGGGCUGGCAGGGAGCCUCCCAGCCUGGGGCUCCUGGGGGUGCCAGGCAGUGCCCAGCCAGCAGCCCCUGGUGCUGCAGCACAGCUCAGCAGGGAGCAGGAGGAAGGGCCUGGACAAUCCCCAGCCAGCUGUGUCUCCUACAGCCACCCCAGCAGCGUGCAGCUGUUUCAGGAGCGUGUCUGCAGGUGCCAGGGAAAAGUGAAGGCUGUGAGUUUCCUCUUACCAACAGAUAUGUCAUCAUUUGCUGAAAAGCAAGGUUCUCUCAAAAGCCCACAAAAUCAGAGCACGAAACAUCUGAUGACCAUCACUGAAAAGGAUAUGUGA